AUGGCUCGUGGAAAAGACAAGAAAAAGCGUAAGUUGGAGAAGAAGCAAGAAGGUGAUGAUGUGCCUAAGAAGGUCCCGCACACGUUGGAAUCUCUCCGCGAGAAAGAUGAGACGAUGCUCGUUAAUGUUGACGACGAAGAGAAAUUGGAGGCACAAAAGGAUAUGGAAUUAGAUGAAUUAUCAUCAUACUAUGAGAAUUCAUAUGAACCAAAAGUACUGAUCACAUACUCGGACAACCCACACAACAAAACCAGGAUAUUUGGCAAAGAGUUGUGUAGAAUUAUACCUAAUUCUAUAUCUAGGUACAGACAAAGAUCUUCAGUAAAGCGCAUUGUCCAAUCAGCAAUUCGUGAGAGUGUAACAGAUGUGAUAAUAGUCAAUGAAAAUCAGAAGCAGCCCAAUGGUUUCCUGCUGAUCCACCUGCCUAAUGGACCGACUGCUCAUUUUCGACUGUCCAGCUGCAAGAUCACACCUGAGCUUAGAAAAGAUUAUAAAGAAAUUACAACACAUAGACCUGAGGUGAUUCUGAACAACUUUAGCACGCGGCUGGGUUUGACGGUGGGUCGCAUGCUGGGCGCUCUGUUCCACUACGAGCCCCAGUUCCGCGGCCGACGCGCCGUCACCUUCCACAAUCAACGAGACUACAUAUUCUUUAGACAUCAUAGGUACGAGUUCACUUCGGAUGGCAAACGUGCUAAAUUGCGGGAAUUAGGACCUCGCUUCACUUUGAAGCUGAUCUCCCUGCAGCAAGGAACCUUCGACUCCAAGCGUGGCGACUACGAGUGGAUCAUUGCAGGCAGGCGACACCAAAUGGAAACAUCCAGAAGAAAGUUCUUCUUAUAA
Molecule: messenger RNA, 843 nt
Organism: Spodoptera littoralis (African cotton leafworm)
Lineage: Eukaryota; Metazoa; Arthropoda; Insecta; Lepidoptera; Noctuidae
Source: the annotation of a GenBank genome assembly